Aspergillus viridinutans is the source of this 879-nucleotide messenger RNA. RefSeq names its product alpha-soluble NSF attachment protein SEC17 (gene sec17). Gene Ontology annotation, biological process: intracellular protein transport; SNARE complex disassembly. The transcript has 5 exons. The record is from RefSeq and is a predicted model, not a curated record. Gene Ontology annotation, molecular function: soluble NSF attachment protein activity; syntaxin binding. Bases 1 to 879 code for a protein of 292 amino acids. Lineage: Eukaryota; Fungi; Ascomycota; Eurotiomycetes; Eurotiales; Aspergillaceae. Gene Ontology annotation, cellular component: SNARE complex; vacuolar membrane.
AUGGCUCAAGACCCUCGAGUCCUACUUCAGAAGGCAGAGAAAGCGCUGCAAGGCGCCUCAAGCGGACUAAGCUUCUUCGGCGGACGGACAGAAAAGUACGAGAACGCUGCGGAUUUGUAUACGCAAGCCGCAAAUGCUUUCAGAGUGCAGAAGCUGAACAAAGAAGCCGGGCUGGCGUUUGAAAAGGCCGCCGCAAUCCAGAAGCAGAACCUCAACGAGCCAGACGACGCAGCAAACACGUUGCAAGAAGCCUUCAAGGUCUACCGCAAAUCCGACCCCGAGGACGCCGCUCGCGUGCUCUCGGCGGCGAUUCAACACUACGUAUUAAAGGGGAAUCUGCGCCGGGCUGCCACACAGCAGCAACAUCUGGCGGAGGUGUACGAGGUUGAACUGGGCGAUACGAAGAAGGCGCUGGAAGCCUAUGAGAAAGCGGCGGAGUGGUUUGACGGUGACAAUGCGGAGGCGCUCGCGAACAAGCACUACUUGAAAGUUGCGGAUCUGGCCGCUCUCGAGGGAGACUACUACAAGGCCAUUGAGAACUACGAGAGAAUCGGCCGGUCAUCCAUCACCAACAAUCUCAUGAAGUGGUCUGUCAAGGACUACUUCCUGAAGGCUGGUAUCUGCCAUCUGGCAAGCAAGGAUAUUGUCGCCGCGAACCGCGCCCUCGAGAGUUACCGCGACAUCGAUCCUACAUUUGCCUCGACGCGAGAGCACCAGCUGCUCGUUGAUCUGGUGCAGGCUAUCGAGGCCAGUGACCAGGAAGCCUUCGCCGAUAAGUUGUUCCAGUAUGACCAGCUCAGCAAGCUGGACAAGUGGAAGACUACUCUCUUGCUGCGCAUUAAGAGCAAUAUCGAAGAGGCCGAGGAAGAUUUCGCUUAA